CCUAAAUCGUGUCUGGCUGGUGCAGUGGAGGCUUCCAGGAGCCCAUUGGGAAGUGCUGGAUAUAUGGUCACACAGGAGGAGCAGCAGCAGCCCCUGCACCCACUGAUAUAAGGAACCUGAAGGAAGCUGAGAAAUAUCUCCCACCUCAUCUAUGACAUCUCAGGAACAUCACACAUAGAGAUUUUCUCGGCUGCGGAGCGGCAGAAGUGUUUCCCCCGGAGCUGCGUGCGGUUCAUGAGCUGACAGGCGGCACUGAGGAACGCUCACAUGAUGGCAAAUCCGGUGACCUCAGCCUGCUGCCUGGUCCUCGCUGCCUCCGUGAUGGUCUGCGCUCAGAGACACGCUGACGCAGAAGCAAAGCCCAGAAGUCGCCCAUUUAUCUCUGAAUCCGGUUCAUUAGAUCGUAGCCAGAGCCAGCGAGCAGGACGCAGCCCGCAGAGAGAUCCCCACAUCCAGUAUGAAAAGAUCGGUUCUAACGUAGUAAUAAAAUGUGGAAGCAUGGAUCCCGAAGCUGCAGUCACGUGGACGGUCAACGGAACAGAUAUCGAUAACUCUCAGCUGAACGGCUCCGCUCUUCUUCUGCAUAACGUGAAUUUAUCACACAAUGGUUUCUACUCAUGUUUUGAAGGGUCCUCAUGGCAGCUUUGGCACCAAACCAUCCUGAAAGUGGGGCACCCUCCUAAGGAGCCGGUGCUGAUGUGCAGGUCUAAUAAUUACCCCGCGUCCUUCUACUGCAGCUGGCAUCUACCCAGUCCGACUUACAUCCCCAACUACUUCAACAUCACUGUUAGGCACGGCUCCACGCAGCUCUACUGUGAGAGAGAUCCCUUCCCCAAAAACAGGUGUCACAUCAAGUACAGCCGCCUCUUUUCCACCCUGAAGUAUGAGGUGACCGUCGUGGCCAGCAACGCUCUGGGGAAGAGCUCCAACACCAUCAGCUUCGAUGAGUUCAUGAUAGUGAAACCUGAUCCUCCAGAAAAUGUGCUGGCAAAGCCUGUCCACAGAAACCUCCGGAGGCUGGAAGUCACCUGGCAGAUCCCAUCCACCUGGCCGGACCCCGAAUCGUUUCCACUCAAAUUCUUCCUGCGAUAUCGGCCGUUAAUUGUAGACCAAUGGCAGCAUGUAGAAUUAUCAGACGGGACGUCACAUACCAUCACAGACGCCUACGCGGGUAAGGAGUACAUAAUCCAAGUGGCAGCCAAAGACUACGAGAUUGGCACCUGGAGUGACUGGAGUGUGGCCGCCCACGCUACGCCGUGGACAGAGGAGCCCAAGUACAUCACCACAGAAGCCCAAAAAACAGAGACGACAAUGACAAUCACGACCACAACCACGACGACUUACGUGACGCCUCCGACAACCAAACCAUGUGACCCAGAACCUACAUUGGGAGCAGCGGCCGUCAGGGUAUCCUGGAUCUCAAUAUUGUUACUGGUUCCAGUCGGGAUUUUACUUAUGUGAUUCCUGUGCCCCAUUCCUACAUAAAGUAUUUCAAUAUUUUUUCUCUAUUUUGCACAUGUUACGGAGGAUACAACUUAUUUUCAUGUUAUCUUCAUUGGUUAAGAAAUAUCUCUUCUUUCUUUGGAGCAAUGGACAAAUCCAACCAAGAACGGCGCUCAGCGCUGCGGUGCCAGAAAAAAAACAAACCAUGAGACUGUACAGUGAUACAAUGUGGACAUAUAAAAACAUGGCUGCCAAAACGAGUGCAAGGAGAGCGAACCAAACUCACAGACCGCACAGCAUCGCCGUGGGAGGAGCCACAGACUCAAUAGAGACUCUCUGGUUGAUGGGACGCUACGAUCGUCAUGGGAUCAUACAGCUAUACCGCCAUGCCAAAGACGCAACUGCUACGUUUCUUUCCCACCAUGCUGUGCUUCCCAGGUAAACACUGACGUCUUUCCGGAAAAAAAAAAUCUAAAAUAA
This is a messenger RNA of Bufo bufo (common toad), 1923 nucleotides long. RefSeq names its product ciliary neurotrophic factor receptor (gene CNTFR). Gene Ontology annotation, cellular component: external side of plasma membrane; membrane; signaling receptor complex. The record is from RefSeq and is a predicted model, not a curated record. Gene Ontology annotation, molecular function: cytokine binding; cytokine receptor activity. Gene Ontology annotation, biological process: cytokine-mediated signaling pathway. The coding region runs from base 268 to 1461 and encodes 397 amino acids. The transcript is spliced from 12 exons. Lineage: Eukaryota; Metazoa; Chordata; Amphibia; Anura; Bufonidae.